This is a messenger RNA of Xenopus laevis (African clawed frog), 1431 nucleotides long. RefSeq names its product protein spinster homolog 1. The record is from RefSeq and is a predicted model, not a curated record. The coding region runs from base 1 to 1431 and encodes 476 amino acids. NCBI's taxonomy places the organism in Eukaryota, Metazoa, Chordata, Amphibia, Anura, Pipidae. The transcript has 9 exons.
AUGCCUCUAAAGUAUACAAAAUAUACAAAAGAUCACACAGAAGCACAAAUGUACGGAUCAUCUUCCAGGUUCAAAAAUAUUUUCAGAAUCUUUACUCUACUAUUCAACUUAUUCAACUCAUUUCAACGUUCCAAGAACUCACAACAAAGUCCAAAAGAGCCAGACAUAGAGAGCAAUGCAAUACAUGAAGAGAUUAAUUAUGAGCAGAAGGAAGAGAAGAAGACUCCCCGUCAGAUCUCCUAUCAACGUGCCGUGUUGAUGGUCGCAUUAUAUGCCUACCUGAACUUUGUAGACUUUGUGGACCAGUUUAUAUUCAUGGCUGUUCUACCUAUUAUUAUAAAAGACUUUCAUGCCGUGGACAUCACAGCAGAAUUCAUAACUUUAGCGUUUCUCUGCACCAAAGUGAUCCUUUCACCAUCUUUAAGCUAUGCCACAUCUCGCUAUAAUCAGAAGAUGGUAAUGUGCAUUGGACUAUUCUUCUAUUCCUCGUUCUCCUUCGGAUGCACAUUUAUUCCCAAGCAGGGGUUCUGGCUGUUCCUGCUUGCACGACUGUUUGUGGCUUCAAUGGCGGAAUGCUGCUUCAGCGCAGCUCCUAUAGUGUUUGUCGAUAUUUUUUAUCCUGACCAGAGAACUCGGGUGCUAGGAUUUUACACUUGCAUUAAGACAGUUUGCUGUAUCCUUGCUUGCCUCUUUGGAAUACCAGUAAUCGACUUGGCAUCUUCACACUGGCGUUAUGCACUAUGGACAACCCCUGGACUUGGCCUAUUUGGUUUGGCGCUGGCAAUAAUAAUUAUGAAGAAUCCUCAACGAGGAGGCAUGGACGAAGAAGAGAAUGAAAAUGAAGAAGAUAAAUUACAAUGUUCCUGCUUUUCUGGCCUGAAAGAACUGCUUACCAAUUGUAGCUUUCUCACCUCCACAGCUGGCGCUCUAUGCUAUGCUUGUGUGUAUGGUGCAAAGAAUAGCUGGGUCUCCGGAUUAAUUGAACAAGCCCAGAAAGUGCUGCCUAUUCAGUCACAUUGUUUGACCACAGGCUGCAACUAUGAUAACCUGAUCUACGGAAUCAUCAGAUGUGCAGCUGAUCUAAUGGGACUUAUUAUCGGCAUGGAAUUGAGCAAGCGUUACAAGAAGGGGAAUCCUGCUGUGGAUGCAGUAUUGUGUGGGAUAGGGCUCAUCGUCUGUGCCCCCUUCUUCAUGCUCUUUAUAUUCUUCCCAGAGAUAAACAUGCCCAUUGCUCAUGUGAGUAUUAUCAGUCUGUUCUUUGUGCAGGUAGAUUUACAGGUGAUAAUUCACAUAGAUUUCUUCUGUUAUGAAUGUUCUGCUAUUUAUGAGAAAUUUGUUUAUUUUAAUUGUGAAUGUUUCUAUUUUACCAGGUUUUCAUUGCCAUCUCUGGAGUAUGUCAAGCUAUAUGCCAAGUCCCGAUGCUCAACAUGA